Molecule: messenger RNA, 861 nt
Organism: Prunus armeniaca (apricot)
Lineage: Eukaryota; Viridiplantae; Streptophyta; Magnoliopsida; Rosales; Rosaceae
Source: the annotation of a GenBank genome assembly
AUGGGGACUAGCUGGUCACAAGAUGAGGCCAAUAACUCACAGUCGCAGCCAAGUGAACAACCAAGUAAUAACAAGGCAGUGGAGCAAGCAACGGAAGCAAAGGCUGCUCCUAGUGGCUCUAAACCCAUGGCAGUGGAGAAAACAGCUCCUGACCAUCAGGCUAAGCUCUCAGCUAACAACAGCAACCAUGAAAUCACAGUUGUGAAAGAAGUUAAGGAAAUGGAGAAAAAGACAGCAACACAACAAGUUAAACAGCAGCUUCCACACAACUAUGAAGCUAUUGUGGGACAUGCUGACUCAACCAUCAACAAAUCCUCAGUGGAAAACCUCCUUGAACAGCUCCAUGCUGGAAUAACCUUAAACCAAAAGAGAAAGAGGUACUGGGUUGACAAGAAGUCCAACAACUGCUUUAUGGUGUAUGCGAGGGAUCUCUUGAUCACUUGGGCUGAAGACAAUCGUUACUGGCUCUGGCCCUCCCUGCAAGAAACCAGUGGUGUCGUCAUUGAUGCUGCUGAACUGAUUAAUGUAUGUUGGCUAGAAGUGCAUGGAAAAUUUGAGACCUCAAAGCUGUCACCAGGAACUCUGUACGAAGUUGUGUUUGUGGUCAAGCUGAAAGCUUCAGGUUAUGGAUGGGAUGUUCCAGUGAAUGUCAGACUCACUCUUCCAGAUGAUAGCAUACAAUGGCAUAAAGUUAAUCUGAUGGAAAUUCCGAGAGAGCAAUGGAUAGAGAUUUCAGUUGGCGAGUUUAGAGCAUCACCCGAAAAACCUGGGGACAUGGAGUUUUCGAUGUAUGAAUAUGAUGGUGGGAAAUGGAAGAGAGGACUUGUUAUCAAGGGUGUUACCAUUCGGCCUAAAAACUAA